GAGCGGAGUCGCUGCACCUGCCCGAGCGGGGCGGGGCGCCACCCACGACAGGACCCGCCCCGGACCCGCCCUCCCGGCCGCGCCGUCGGGAAACCGGCGAGCGGCUCGGCGGGCGACGGCUCGGUCUCCGCGCGAUAGGAUGUGGUUAGAACCUUGAGGAACUGCGGGUUCCAGAGAGAACACUUUCGGCAGCCAGACUGGAUCCAGAGAGCGGAUGCUUCAGAGGAGUUCAGUUUAACCCAAGGUCUCUUUCUCCAGGGACAAUAAAAGGAACAACGGUGUCCGCCUCUUCAAGGGACCACAGACAGCGCCUGGAUGAGGGUGCUGGAGUGAGGGGUGGCUCCGGGAGGCCUUCCUGGAGGAGGCUGAGGCCCCUGGCGUGGCCACCCUGACAUAUCAAGCUAUUUCCAAAGUGACCCAAGACUUGGUGCUGACCCUGCUGGGAUUCCAGUCGGGCAAAUGAGGCUUCUUCGCAGACGCCACAUGUCCCUGCGCCUAGCCAUGCUGGGCAGCGUCUUCAUGCUCUUCCUCUUCAUCCGGCAAAGGGACGUAAGCAAAAGCCAGCAGCAGGCCAUGGAGAAACCGUGGCUGAAGUCCCUGGUGGGCCAGAAGGACCAUGUCCUGGACCUCAUGCUAGGGGCUGUAAACAACAUUAGAGACGUCAUGCCGAAGCUGCAGAUUAGGGCCCCGGAACCCCAGCAGACUCUGGCCUCCACAAACCGCUCCUGCCUCCCAGGGUUCUAUACCGCUGCUGAGCUGAAGCCCUUCUGGGAACGGCCACCUCAAGACCCCAACAGCCCCGGGGCAGAUGGAAAAGCAUUUCAGAAGAAAGAGUGGACCCCUCUAGAGACCCAGGAAAAGGAAGAGGGUUACAACAAACACUGCUUCAAUGCCUUUGCCAGCGACCGCAUUUCCUUGCAGAGGUCCCUGGGGCCAGACACCCGACCCCCUGAGUGUGUUGACCAGAGAUUCCGGCGUUGUCCCCCACUGCCCACCACCAGCGUGAUCAUUGUGUUCCACAACGAAGCCUGGUCCACUCUGCUGCGCACGGUGUACAGCGUCCUGCACACCAGCCCUGCCGUCUUGCUGAAGGAGAUCAUCCUGGUGGAUGAUGCCAGCACAGAGGACUACCUGAAGGAGAGGCUGGAGCAGUAUGUCCAACACCUGCAGAUCGUGAGGGUGGUGCGGCAACGGGAGCGGAAAGGACUCAUUACAGCCCGGCUGCUGGGGGCCAGUGUGGCGCAGGCCGAGGUGCUCACGUUCCUGGACGCCCACUGUGAGUGCUUCCAUGGCUGGCUGGAGCCCCUCCUGGCUCGAAUUGCUGAGGAUAAGACAGUGGUGGUGAGUCCAGACAUCGUCACCAUCGACCUUAACACCUUCAAGUUCUCCACACCUGUACAGAAAGGCAAAGUCCACAGCCGUGGGAACUUUGACUGGAGCCUGACCUUCGGCUGGGAGGUGCUGCCAGCACAUGAGAAGCAGAGGCGCAAGGAUGAGACCUACCCCAUCAAAUCUCCGACGUUUGCCGGCGGCCUGUUCUCCAUCUCCAAAGCCUACUUUGAGCACAUCGGUACCUAUGACAACCAGAUGGAGAUCUGGGGAGGGGAGAAUGUGGAAAUGUCCUUCCGGGUGUGGCAGUGUGGGGGCCAGCUGGAGAUCAUCCCCUGCUCUGUGGUAGGCCACGUGUUCCGUACCAAGAGUCCUCACACCUUCCCCAAGGGCACCAGUGUCAUCGCGCGCAAUCAGGUGCGCCUGGCUGAGGUCUGGAUGGACAGCUACAAGAAGAUUUUCUAUAGGAGGAAUCUGCAGGCAGCCAAGAUGGUCCAGGAGAAUAAUUUUGGUGACAUCUCGGAGCGGCUGCAGCUGAGGGAGCGGCUCCAUUGCCACAACUUUUCCUGGUAUCUGCAAAAUGUCUACCCGGAGAUGUUUGUCCCUGACCUGAACCCCACCUUCUAUGGAGCCAUCAAGAAUCUUGGCACCAAUCAGUGUUUGGAUGUGGGCGAGAACAACCACGGAGGGAAACCCCUCAUCAUGUAUGACUGCCACAACCUUGGUGGCAAUCAGUACUUUGAGUACACCUCCCAGAGGGACCUUCGUCACAACAUUGGGAAGCAGCUGUGUCUACAUGCCAGUGCCAGCACGCUGGGCCUUAGGAGCUGCCGGUUCAUUGGCAAAAACAGCAAAGUGCCCAAGGACGAGGAAUGGGAAUUGACCCAGGAUCAACUCUUCAGAAACUCAGGAUCGGGCACCUGCCUGAUAUCCCAGGACAAAAAGCCAGCCAUGGCCCCCUGUAACCCCGGUGACCCACGCCAGCUCUGGCUAUUUGUCUAGGCCUGGGAUCAUCCCCAGUGCGCAUCCAACAAGGGCCUCAGGAGGUGGGGUCACCGAACAUCUGGAAGUCUUCUCCCCCAGCUCCUCUGGAGGCCUGAGAGUUGGAUUUCUAAGCCCAGUGGCCAUCAAGGCAGGACCUUCUUAAUUCUUGCAACAAUGGGGGUCCUGUGUUCUUCCUCCAUGCCACUGGAAGAGACCAGGAGGUCACAUAGUACUUGGCCCAAGGCUUUCCACAUCUCCUAGAGACAAUGGCCUCCAAAACAGACUGGAAGUACAUCCUACAGAAGAACUGGAAGUGUAGAGACCCUCCCUUGUUAGCACACCCUAGUGCCAAACCGUUCUGACUUAUACCGAGUGCCUUCAUCCUGUAGUAUUUGCACAAUUAUGCAUGGACGAGACAGGAAAGGAGUGGCCGGAAAGGAGCCGCCAUUGUACCAAUAGGAUUGAGACAGAGCUGGGAUAUAGUUCAGGGAAAGGUCCUGGGUUUGACUCCCUAGUACCACAGAAAACAGAAAGUAAGGAAGGAGAGGAGAGCAGAGACCAGAGGAAGUAGGGGCCUUUUCUGCAGUCACAGCUGGUAGGUGGCUCAGCUAGGGCUGAGGCCCCAUCUUUGGUACUGAACCAGGGCUCCCUCCAGCGCGCAAGAACACUAGACCAUGUAUUUGCUGCCAGCCUUGCCAUUUGUCGACCUCUCUCUGACCAUUCUGACUGGCCAGCUGGCCUCCAGAAAGCCAGGUGGCAAGAUGGGAGACCACGUUGAGAAUCUUGGGCUGUUAGUGUUGAAAGAAGUUCACAGGCUCAGGUGCCGGUGAGUCUCGAGGCGUAAGGCUUUGGCCCCUGUGUUCUAACCCAUACAUAAGGAGAUAAAAAUCAAAGCAGGAACUAGGCAUGAAGGCCCAGGCUUGCAGUCUACUUAGAGACUAACACAUCCUAAAUCCAAGGCCAGCCUGGGCUACAGAGUUCAACCUCAUCUUGAAAGCAAUAAAAAAAUAGCAUGAAGAAUAUGAGGGCAAUGCCUUGCCGCCCCUGAACUAUGCUAGACCAAUUUCUUAAUUUAUUUUUCAGCAGAAGCUAGGCAGGUGUUUUGUCCAAGGUCCCUGGCAAGAUGUUUGGCAGCUCUGAGGGUCCUAGCGAGUCCGAGGGGUCGGGAACAGUGUGCAGUUCCCCAGUACUGACUGGGGAACGAACCCCUCCAGCUGUCCUUGCAUGAGUGCCCUGUGUGGAGCCGACCUGAGGAUGCCAACCCUUUACAAUCAACUUGGACCGCACUGUUCUGCCUGGAAGAAAGUAGGAAUGUCCAGGAAGGCUUUGGGGGACUUCAGUAGCAAGUUGUCACCACAUGAGGGUGCCAUGGGAUCACAGCUGCCUCGGACUCCAUGUACCUGCACAUUGCAGGAAGUGCAGGAAGUCUCCCGUGUUCCCUCGGUGACAGGGGUGGUCUAGCCAAAAGGAAGGAAACUGGCCAAGCUGUGAUCCAGGGUGGGGGAAGGGAAGAGAGCCUGACAUGGGGACCCGGUGGAAAUAAAGGUUUUAUGGUAUUGGUA
This is a messenger RNA of Onychomys torridus (southern grasshopper mouse), 3875 nucleotides long. It is a transcript of the gene Galnt6, whose product is annotated as polypeptide N-acetylgalactosaminyltransferase 6. The record is from RefSeq and is a predicted model, not a curated record. The transcript has 12 exons. Lineage: Eukaryota; Metazoa; Chordata; Mammalia; Rodentia; Cricetidae. Gene Ontology annotation, cellular component: Golgi apparatus. The coding region runs from base 460 to 2331 and encodes 623 amino acids.